Durusdinium trenchii is the source of this 32718-nucleotide messenger RNA. Lineage: Eukaryota; Dinophyceae; Suessiales; Symbiodiniaceae. The record is from the annotation of a GenBank genome assembly.
AGUGGUCUACCAUGCCAAGUGGAUGGUUUGACAGGAGAAGCUUUGGGCGCCAAUCAGCAUCUGGCCAUUUUGAACACCUGCGGAUCUGUGGAGGAUGCAGCAUACCUGCGGGUCAUGACUGCAAGCGAUGGCACCCUCGGUACAUCCUUUACCGGAGCCACUAGCUUGUUGUCGGGCGGCACAUAUCGCUUGUGCUGGUGCUCAGAACGCGUGAGUGGGACUGAGCAAGCGAUGCAUGCGCUGUCCAACCUUUCCAAUUCCUCCCUUGGCAGCUGCUCAAGGUCCAUUGACUUCCGCUCAGAUGCUGGUGCAUUGUUCCUCUUGGGCCCUGCACCCAUCACGCAGCACUUCACCUGUCUUUCAGGUGAACGAUGUUCCCUUGGACUCAAAGGACAUGGCUUUUCAGAGCAAGACAGGCUGCAAGUGAUGGAGACCUGUGGAAGCGCAGCUGUGCCCAAGAGUUCCAGCUUCAUCUCAGUAGUACAGGCUGGUGCCAUGGCAGACUUCAGUACUGAGAUCCAAAUCUCUGCAGCUGGAGGGGAGUACCGACUUUGUUGGUGUCCGGGAUUCAAUAUGAGUGGGUACAACGUGUCCAUCAAUGAAGGGGAUGCCUGUUUCAACGCUGGGACCUUCCAGAUCAUGGGCCCUUCACCAUUGGAGCAGCAUCGGACCUGCGUCAGUGGCCACAGCUGUCGGAUCUCCAUCAGCGGCUAUGGCGAUCUGUCCAGCUCGGGUUCCUUCCUGAUCCAAGACACCUGCGGCAUCGAUCAAGUGGUGCCUCGCUUCAGCCAUGCUGGCCUCAUGGAGUCCAUCGAAGCGUCUCUGGGUGUGUCCACCUUUACAGCCUUUGUGAAUUGGGCCACGGCAACUGCGGCCGGCGGCACAUAUCGCCUUUGUUGGGCUCCAUAUCCUCAUUCUCCAGCGAGUUCAGAGCUGCUUCACCUCAUGAGCAACUCAUCCAACACAUCGGAGUUCGACGCCUCCCUUUUCCAAGGCUUUGUCGAAGGCAAUGCGUCCAACCUCACCAGGUUGGCACUCGCAAGCUGGCUGGUCGAUGUUGGCCAGCUCCAUUUGGUAGGUCCCACACCUCUCUCACAAGACUUCACUUGUGUGGCCGGUGUGCCUUGCAGGCUCCUGAUCACUGGCUUCAACUCAAGCGAUAGCCUCAUGAUCCUUGAAACCUGUGGAGGCAUCCAUCUUCUGGAAGCAGCUGCUUCUAUAUCCCUGCCAUUUUCAGGUUCCUGGGUGGAGCCAAGCUUGCCUUUGGGAAGCUACCGUUUGUGUUGGUGCGCCCACCUCGAGCCUCCAAGUUUCAAUGGCACAUGGAGCUAUUCCAACAGGUCAUCUUGCAUGAGGCAAGAAGAGUUUCAAGUAGACAUCGGCCAGAUCACUAUCCAAGCACCACAGAACUUAACAGCAGGGUGCCAGUUUGUGCAAACCUAUAGCGCAGGUGUUCUGAUGUGGGAAGAGAGUUGUGCAGAAGACCCCUCGAGCAAUGUCACGCAGGUGGUGCUUGCUGGUGGUGCGACAGUGGCUCGCUCUAUCCACUCGCGGACAUGCAUUAGUGGACAAAUCUGCAGUGUUGUGGGUUUGCCGGGUUUGACCACUGACUCUGAGCAGAUGCAGAACUCAUCCAUUCUGAUUUUGGAUACCUGUGCUUUACCCUCACAUGUACAAGGCUGGCCUCAAGCUGGACAGAGCCUCACUCUUCAGUUGCCGAACUCCAACGAAAGUGCUCGAGUCUUCCCAAUCUCCUGGGGCGAGACGCCGGUUCGGGCCAGAGGUGGCAUCUAUCGAUUGUGUUGGUGUGCCACGACGCCUUGCUUCACCUAUGAGGACUUCAGUGAAGACCUUGGAACUUUGACCCUCAUUGGCCCAUCCACAUCCGACUACUCGUCCACCUGUGUGAUCGGUCGUCCAUGUGAGUCGAUGCUUCAAGGUGUCCAUCUCUCACAGAACGACACCGUUUGGGCCCUGGAGACCUGUGGUCUUUUGGGUCUCUCCGGCGCAUUGGUCUUCUCGGUGCAGAGACAAUGGCCGGCGAUGGAGCCGAUCGGCGGUGCCGAGCUGGGUGGCGGUGAGCGAGUCAACACCUUGCUUCUGGAGAACAGCUUGCCAAUGGCAGGUGGAGGUCGUUACAGACUUUGCUGGUGCGGUAGCCAUCAAUGCUCCAGUGUUGAAGAUUUGCAAGUGGACGCUGGUGAACUGGUGUUGCAAGGGCCAUGGUCCUCGAGCCAGGAUCGAACCUGCAUUAGUGGAAGAACCUGCUGGGUGGAAGGUCUUCUAGGUGAAGCAUUGCUGGAUUCAGAUAGCUAUUUAAUCCAAGACACCUGUGGAAGUAGCCAAAUCCUGGAGUCCAUGGCGAAUGCGGGCCAAGAUGUCAGCGUGGUGUCCAGCGGAGCUGUGGUGAAAUGGGGCAGUGUCUCACACACCUUUGCUGGGGGAUCCUACAAGCUUUGUUGGUGUAGUGACCGUGACCGAUUCGCAGUGAACACCUCUGAAUCGGACUGCAGGGGCCGGGCUGAAAUGCAUCUGUGGACCGUGGGAAACCUCUUCUUACGUGGACCCUCACCUCUUCUUCAAGAUCAAACGUGCAUUAGCGACCAGCUCUGCAAAAUUGACAUGACGGGAUUCUUGGACUGGAGUGACGACGCAGUGAUGGUGCUGGACACUUGUGCUCACCCAAGCAUUCAUGGCAAGUUUGCCUCCCUGUCCAUGGGCACAAAUGGUCGUCUCACGAUUGAUGCCCAUGUCCUUGCAGGUGGAACUUAUCGGCUUUGCUGGUGUGGGAAGGAUGGCCCAGCUUGGCCCAAUGCAACGGAAAGUCAUUCCAAUCGCACUGACUGCACGUUGGCCACUGACUUCCAAACGGACUUCGGAGCACUUCACAUGUUAGGGCCUGUGACCACUGGAGCCUUCACGUGUGUGACCGGCCGUGCUUGUCGGAUUUGGCAUUUGUCUGGAUACACAGAGGGCCACUUCUCAAUUCUGGAUACCUGCGGCGAAGCCAUGCGAACUCCGAGUCGCUUCAGUCCGGUGGGGAAUGGGACUAACAUGUCAUCGCCACCAUUUCUAGUGGAGGCAGUGCCCCGUCUCGGUGGGCAAUAUCGACUUUGCUGGUGCGGACGAGCCAGUUGUGAGGAUAUCUCGGCUGCGGGUGGAGGGUCCACCGAUACCGGAGCCGUCUUCGUCUUGGGUCCAUUGUUGGAGCAAGAUCGGACGUGCAUCAGCGGCAGAAGCUGCUUCAUUGAUGGGAUUCUGGGUCUUGGGUUGACUUCGGGCGACAAAGCGUUGAUUCUGGACACAUGUGGUGUCUCACUGUAUGUGCCAGGGCUUCAUGAUGCAGGAAUCGCCACGGGCAUGUCCAAUCGAUCUUCCUUUGCUUGGCCAAGUGUCUCUGCCAAUGGUGGGGAAUAUCGGCUUUGUUGGUGUGCAGAUCGCUCGACGGAGGGUCUAAGUCUUCCCAUUCUUCAGAGUGGAUUGGUUCCUUUGGGUUGUUUGACCCCUGCGGACUUCGAUGUGGACUUCGGAAAGCUUCAUCUCAUUGGACCCCAGGCCUCUCAAGCCUUUACCUGCGUCAGUGGUCAGACAUGUGUCCUCAAAGGAGUGAGCUACGCGGCAGGGUACACGGAGUACACAGAGAUGUCCAGAGAUUCACUGCUUGUGCUUGAUUCCUGUGGCCAUUCACCCAGCACCAAACAGCUUCCACCGAUUCCUGCUUUCGAAGUGGAACCAUUUGCGUUCUCGUGGGGCAAUCUUCCUCUAACGAUGCCUGGAGGAGACUUUAGGCUUUGCUGGUGUUCAUCGCGCUCGUCCGGUGAAUAUGAAUCUAAUGCCACCGGUGAAUAUGAAAGUUUUUGUCAAAGAGCCGACCAGUUUGUGGUGGAUCUGGGGCAUUUGCACAUCGUCGGUCCUGAUUUGAAGCAUGUCCGCACAUGUGUUGUUGGCUGGCCCUGCCACCUGACUGGAUUCCAUGGCCGAGACUUGCAGCUGGGCGACCGAUAUUUGAUUUUGGACACCUGUGGUCUGGCCAGCCACGUUCCUCAAUCCCCGGCCGCAUUCUUACAGAGUGCUUCUGGCACUUGGGGCACCGAAGUCUCUUGGGACACCGCUGUGUCUUCCAGUGGAGGCAUCUAUCGGAUUUGUUGGUGUGCACAAGGAUUCUCUUGCAGCACUUUCGAGGAUUUCCGAGUUGACACUGGUGAGCUACUGUUGGAAGGCGUUUUGCCAGAGCAGACCUUCACUUGCUUCCGGGGAAAGCCAUGUAAAGUCUCACAUGUGCAGGGAGUGCACAUUGAAUCCCAAAAAGCUGAGUUCCUUAUCAUGGACACCUGUAACUCAAAUCUUGGCCUCGGCUCGCUGAGCAGUGCUUGGGCUCUUGCUCGCUCAGUUCCUGGUGUAGAUGCUCUUUGGGAAUUCAGUUUGACCUUGCAAGACUUCCGAGUGGAUGUGGGGACCUUGUAUUUGGUGGGUCCAGCUACAGGACAUGACUAUACUUGCAUCAGUGGCCGGACCUGUUCCAUCGACUCCGUGAUCGGUCUUGGUUUGAACAACAACGAUGCCUAUCUCGUCCAAGACACAUGUGGAGUCGCUGCUGCCGUCUCUGGAUUUAGCUCUGGUGGUCAUGCAAGUUCUAUCACUGCCAGUGGAACAGCAGUGAGUUGGGGAAGCAUCGCAGUCACAGCUGCUGGUGGUCAAUAUCGACUUUGCUGGUGUACAGAGGUUACAACACCCGGAAACACUUCAGCCCACUUCGGUUACUCCAGCUGUGUGUCCCCCACGAGCUUUCUCGCAGACGUUGGAGUUCUGCAAGUGAUCGGUGUGGAUGUUCAACAGACUCGGACCUGUGUCACUGGCCGAAGCUGUCUCAUUGAUGGCAUCACAGGUUUUGGCUUGACGAAUGGAGACAUGCUGCUGAUUUUGGACACCUGCACCGACCACUCAUUGAACGAGACGUUCGUCAGUCACACUGGUCUUCGAUCAUGGCAGGACGGGCUGGGCACACAGGCACUGGCAGCUUCCAUGGGCUAUGCAUGGUACUGGGAUGCGAAUCAAGUUCCUAUUUGGGGCGGUGAGUACCGCCUUUGUUGGUGUUCACGUUUGACAGCAAAUGGCACUAUGGACAUCGACAGCAACAACUCUUGCAGUGUUUCGACGGACUUCGCGGUUGAUGUUGGAGAGCUUCUGGUGCUGGGUCCCACACCUUUGCAAAGCUUCACUUGCAUCAGUGGACGAGAAUGCAAAAUUGCCAGCAGAAUAUACGGGGACAGCGAUUCUUUUAUGAUCCUGGACACCUGUGGUGCGGGAGGGCAGCUAGCAGUUGAUAGCAGGCUGGGAGUGUCGGGAGAUUCUGCCAGACUCAGAUUGCCCGGUGGCAACUACAGGCUGUGUUGGUGUCCAACUAGCUUCAGCGACUUUACCAACCAGACAGGAAACAUCUCGAAGUUUCGCUGCGAAAGCUUCUUGGACUUCUUCGAUGUGGGUCACCUGGAAAUGAUUGGUGUGGCUGGUACACAGGAUCGCACGUGCAUGAGUGGACAGGCUUGUGAGGUGGAUUUGCUUGGCUUGCACCUCUCAGAGUGGGAUCUUUGGCAGGUCUUUGACACCUGCGGAGUGUCCGGAACACCGGGCUUUCCACCAGCUCCUUCCGUCCAUCUCUCAGCUCACCAAGACGGCGGCCUUUGGAGCACCGCACGCGUUUCAUGGAACUCCAUCACAUCCCCUGGAGGAGUCUACCGUUUGUGCUGGUGUUCAAGAGGUAAUUGGACGGACUCCGCUUCCACUUGUCGAGAUUCGUUCGUGGAUGUUGGACAGUUGGACGUCCUUGGCCCUGGCAUUCGAUGGACUUUGGUUCAACGAGGGCAUUGUGGCAGCAGACCAGACUAUCCUGAACCCAUCGUGCUUGAAACCAACUGGACCAGCCAGGAGUCUUGCCAUGCGCGCUGCGAGCAACUGCGAAAUGAGUGCUUGGUGGGCUGGUAUGCAGAUCGUGGCCCGAGUCAAGGGGAAUGCCAAAUCAUGGAAACUUGUGCUUUGAUCGCUAGCGAUUCAGAGGACACUCUACUUCUCUUUCCCCCUCAACCGGCAUUUCAGACACGAACAUGCGUCAGCGGGCAGGUUUGUACGAUUGGCAACCUGCUGGGAAAUGGCCUCACGGAAGAUGACUCAUACAUGAUCUUAGACACAUGUGGUCUUCAGAAUGCUUUGGUGGAUAGGAUGGACCGGGCAGGCAGGAUGGUCUUCACAUCUUCCAACUUCUUCAACUCCUCGGGCAUUGGACAUUGGGAAGCUCGAAGCAGUGCGGCUGGUGGAGAGUACCGCAUUUGUUGGUGUGCCGGUGCUCAGGGCUGCAGCUUCUCCGAAUCAUUUCGAACAGAUGCAGGAAGCUUAGUGCUACUGGGGCCAAGCCCCCUUUCACAACAUCGAACAUGUGUCAGUGGUCGGAGCUGCAUGGUGGAUGGAGUUCUGGGUGAAGGUUUGGGAGCUGGUGACAGGAUUUGGAUUUUGGACACGUGUGGUGCCACGGGCGACUUCUCCGACGCUGCUGGGCUCGCGCCGGCCGCGGCGGGUGGGACCUCCUUCUCCUGGACACUCCUGGACCUGCCUGGUGGUCAAUAUCGGCUUUGCUGGUGCGGAACAUCGGGAGUCUGCCAGAUGGGCGAAGAAUUUGUGGUUGACCUGGGUGAAUUGACGUUGCUGGGCCCAUCCUUUGGUCUUGGUCUGGAGGGCACGAGGCGGACCUGCAUCAGCGGGCAAGCAUGUCGGAUCGAUGGACUUCGGCUCGAGGUCGGAAGCGUUGGUUCGGUUCUGCUCUUGGACUCCUGUGGCACACCUCAAGCGUUUCCCCAACAUGUCCAAGAUGCCGCGGAAGUCACGGACCUCACGCGGGAUGCCCGAUGGGCUAGGUUGACCCUACAGGGUGGCACCUAUCAGUUAUGCUGGUGCUCAGGGGAAACGUUCAACAGCAACUUCUCGCAAGGUGCCUUGGUGGCACCAAACGGGAAUGCUUCACUGGUUGGAUCCUGUUCGAAUAGCCUGGCCUUUACAGCUCCUUUCGGGUCUUUGUCGCUCCUUGGACCUGAGUAUUCCAAGCAGGGCUUCACCUGUGUCUUUGGACAAAGCUGUGCAGUCUUUGGCAUCAGUGGUACAGGAUUGAAGCUGGAGGAUCGCUUCUUGAUCCUGGACACCUGCGGAUUGACCGGCUUUGUUUUGGGAGCUUCUGCGACUUUGCACUCCCUCCCCGAAUACAACGUGACCCUGAUGAACCAAAGCGAUGAAGCAGGAGCAGGGCCACUGGGAGUGGCUUGGAGGGAUCCGAUGAUGGUUCCAAGUGCUGGAAUCUAUGAGCUUUGUUGGUGUUCAGGACAUUCCUCCUGUUCCUUGCCGGAAGACUUUCAGGUCUCAGCUGGCACCGUGACGCUUCGUGGUCCACGGAGCCCUCAGGAUCGGACGUGCGUCUCGGGGCAGAGGUGUUCCGUUGGAAUCGCCGGGAUCGGCUUUCAGUCCGAUGAGAGGUUCUUGAUUCUGGACACCUGUGGAAGCUCAUUCCUUCCAUGGGGAGUGUCUUCAGCGCUCAAAAUGGAGAAUGCCAGCGGGAAUCUCACUGACAUUGGGGAGUCUAUCACAGUCUCGUCAGCUCCGGAGCCCCUUUCAGCAGCCGGUGGAGUCUACCGCUUGUGUUGGUGUGCAGCAGGAUUUGAUUGUGAGAGUAGCCUAAGCUUUCGAGCGGAUGUUGGUGCACUCUACCUCUUGGGUCCAAGGACGCAUUCCGGAGGUUGGCUACGAGGCUUUUGUCACGGGCAGAAAGAGCAUAGUCAUCAAACGAUCAGCAAAGCGCAGUGUUUCAACCUCGGAAGACAAUCCUACGGCGAUCCUUCCGUGGUGGCUCUUCGCUUCGAUGACAGCACCAGUAGCUGUAGAUUCUUGAGCUAUUGCUGGAACUUCGUUUCGAGUGAUGCCUCCACUUACGAGAUCUUCUUCCUCCAGAGCAUCUCUCAAGAUCGAACCUGUGUAUCAGGUCAGACUUGCAGCGUCGACAUCGAGGGCUUGGGCUUGACCGCUGCAGAUUCCUUCUUGGUCCUCGACUCCUGUGGCCAGUCCUGGCUCAACGGAAUGCCUCGCAGCUCGGUGCUGGCUCUCGGUCUGGGCGCCACGGGUAGCCCAUCAAUCGACACCUCGAGCAAAGGCAACACUUUGCAAGUGAGCUGGGGCACCGCCAUUUCCGCGGUCGGCGGCAGGUACAGGCUAUGCUGGUGCGGGGGCAAUUCUGAUUGCAUCUCACCCUCUGACCAUUUGGUCGACAUUGGCUCCUUUCUUCUCAUUGGGCCGGAGAUGUCUGUUGACCGAACGUGCGUGGCUGGACAAACUUGUUUGGUGAAGAGUUUGCAAUUGGAAUCGCCAUCAGACAGUGACCACAUCAUCGUUCUAAACACAUGUGGCAGCUCAGAUCUCGUUGAAGGGUGGCCUCUAGAAGCAGCAAUGACGACUGCAAGUGGUACAGUUGCCCAGUGGGACGUUGUGCAAGCUGAAGGUGGGCAGUAUCGCUUGUGUUGGUGCCGUGGUACAUGCAACUCUGUGGAAAGCUUUAUUGCAGACUUGGGACGAGUGUCUUUGCUUGGUCCAGCACCUCUACAGUAUGCUGCCACAUGUAUCAGUGGAAGGCCUUGCACGUUUCGCGGCGUUGUUGGUGAGGGUCUCAGAGUCAAUGACUCCAUUCAGCUUCUGAGCACUUGUGGCACCACGUCAGUCCCCAACGGUGUACCCUUAGCAGGUCAAACGGUGAGCGUGGAGACUGGCACAGUGAGUUGGGGAAGUCUUCCAAUUUCAGGCCCCGGAGGACGUUACAAGCUUUGUUGGUGCUCGGCCGAUUUCCCAUGUGCUCGCCCGGAGGAUUUUCGCCUUGAGAUGGGUUCUUUGGAUUUGCUGGGGCCAUGGCCUUUGGAUCAAGAUCGCACCUGCAUCAGCGGUUCAACAUGUUUCAGCCCAGAGUUGACGGGGUACCACAUCGGCGAUUCCUUAAUUGCUCUUCUGUCCAGUUGUGGAAAUGAGUUUGCUCAAAGCGUGGUGGAAUCCAUCAGCACCGCCCAGUGGAAUCGAUCAGUCAUGACGGCACCUGGCGGGCAAUACCGUGUAUGUUGGUGCAUGCCAGAGGUCAAUAUCGAUCCAAGUUUCUAUAACUUCAGCAAUGCGACGGAUUGCAGUCGUUGGUCGCACUUCCACACGGAUGUGGGAAGCCUCAACAUCCUAGGCCCAGCACCCUGGGAUCAGCGACUGACUUGUGUGAGUGGACAAAGCUGCCGCCUUCAAGUCCAAGGUGAGGGUUCUUUGUUAACAGCACCUGUGGUCUUUGAAGCCAACUUCACACGAGGAUCCGCUUCAGACGGAUCCGCUCAAGUUCUGUUCCUCGACACCUGUGGUGUGCCCAUUGGAAACACCAAUGUCUCGGAGGUCGAGGUCGAGACCUCGAUCACGGCUCCAGGCGGGACAUACAGGCUUUGCUGGUGUGCUGCUGUGGUCCUCGACGUGAAUUCCAGCGAAGGGUGUUUGGAUGCUCGUGAAUUCCGAACCGAUUUCGGAGAAGUCUACGUCAUAGUGCCAGCGGAGAACAUGAGCUCUGAAGUUGAUCUCACAACAGUUUGGCCUUUGAAUGUGACGGGCGUCGCCAAUCUCAGCAUCUCCAUCACCACACAGGAUCGAACCUGCGUAGCGGGACGAGCGUGCCUGAUUGAAGACAUCUACGUGAACGGCUCGUUGCAUGUGCUGGACACCUGUGGAUCCGGCUGGACCGGCUCGGGAAACGGCUCGGUGUCCGAACGGCAGUGGCUUGGCAGCUUCACGCGAAGCAACGCGUCCGAGCACUGGAUGCCCAAUCGCUUGGUGCUGGAGGCGGGCGAAGCACUCGAAGCGGGGGAAUACCGUUUGUGUUGGUGUGCUGAUGGCAUUUGUGAACAUCCAGAUGAAAUGCAACUGGAUGUUGGCACGUUUUCGGUCAUUGGUGCCAAUUCGGAGCAGGACCGGACCUGUGUAAGUGGACAGGCAUGUUCCUUUGAGAUUUCUGGACACUAUUUGCAUGCUACUGAUGAAGUCCUGAUCACUGCCACCUGUGGAGUACCAUCAAUUCUACCUCCUCUUCUUGUGACUCUGGUUGGAGAAUCUCUGUCAGUCUCAACUGCAGAGCCUAUAGCAUCAGGAGGUCAAUUCCGACUUUGCUGGUGCAGUGGUCAGUUCUGCAUCGAGGACGUCGGAGUGGAUGUUGGCAGCUUGAGUAUGAUUGGACCGAGCCAAAAGCAGACUGGAACCUGCGUGAGUGGCCAGCUCUGCGUCUUGGAGCAGAUCAAAGGCAAUCAUUUGUCUCCCGGCGAUAGCUUGGUGGUUCUCGACACCUGUGGAGUUGAACGAUCUGUGCCACGCUUUCCCAAUGCUGGUCGCAUGGAUGUGAUCUUGCAGUGUCAAUGUGCUGCCAGCAACGGUGAUUCCGACCUGGAUGGUGUGAAAGACUGCUUGGAUGCCUGCCCCUUCGAUCCCAAUAGCACCACCGCUGGAGCUUGUGGCUGUGGUGUGGACGACGUGGAUUCGGAUUUCGAUGGCAUCCCCGACUGCUUAGACCAAUGUCCUUCAGAUCCCAGUAAGUCCGGAACUGCAGGAGUUUGUGGAUGCAAUGUGGCUGAAGUGGAUGCGGACCUUGAUGGAAUUCCAGGCUGCCUGGACCUCUGUCCCAGCGACCCCAACAAGUACCGUCCCGGAAUCUGCCCUGGACCUGAAUGGCUGGUGAUGAGCAACAAAGUCACACAUCAGUCUUCCACGCAGUCCUUGCGAAGCUCCCACUUGGCUGUGGAUGCCUCCAUAAGUGCGAACUUCUACCAAGGCAGUUGUACCUGGACGAAUACGGAGAGCUCACCCUGGUGGUACGUCGAUUUGGGCUUCACCUUCCAAGUCUCCACGGUGCGUGUGACGCCGCGGAGCGAUUGCUGCGACAGCAGCCUGGUGGGAUUGGAACUUUGGACCAGUUCCAUCAGUGCCACAAGCUUCACGGAUGGCACGCGCUGUGGGGUCGUCACGCUUCAGCCAGCGUUGCCCGCCGUGGGGGAAGAAGCCCCGGUCAUCGACAUGUCUUGCCAAGGUGAAGGACAGCACAGUGAGUACUUGGGCACCUGCGGAUGUGGUGAGCUGGACGAUGAUUCGGACGGUGACGGUACACCCGAUUGCAUUGAUCAAUGUCCACUGGAUCCCUUGAAGACUCGCGUGGGCAUUUGUGGUUGUGGACAGUCGGAGUUGGACACCGAUUCCGAUGGCACCCCCGAUUGCAACGACAACUGUCCUUGGAUGACCGACUCCCUUGGACCCGGGUCCAUCCCCUGUGGCUUCAUCGCCGGGCUCAACUCGGAUGAUGAUGGCACGUUGGACUAUGAAGAUUUUUGCCCAUACGACCCAUCAAGAACGAGUCCAGGACAAUGUGGUUGUCAGGUGGUGGAUUCUGAUGGUACCCCGAGUGCAACGAUGACCAUCAAUACAGGCUUCACUGAAAUCGAUUCCGAUUUGGAUGGGGUCGCCGACUGCCUGGACCAGUGUCCCAGCGAUGCGACCAAGACCUUACUGGGCUCCUGCGGAUGUGGGCUCUCAGACGUGGAUACAGACCUGGAUGGAGUCCCCGAUUGCAUCGAUCAAUGUCCCAAUGACUUCAACAAGGUCUUCGUGGGCGCCUGUGGAUGUGGCGUCGUGGACACGGACUCGGAUGGUGAUGGCAUGCCAGAUUGCUUGGACAUGUGCCCACAUUCUCCCAUUACACAGCUGGGUCCUUGUGGUUGUGAUGUCACGGACACGGAUGGCGAUGGUGUUUUGGACUGCGUGGAUCAAUGCCCCAGUGACGCCAGCAAGAGUCUAGCAGGUCUGUGUGGAUGUAAUGUGCCAGACACUGAUAGUGAUGGUGAUGGCAUUCCGGACUGCUAUGACGCAUGCCCUGGUCAGUCGGAUAUCGCCAAUGAAGGCCUGGCCGUACAGUUUAGUGUCCCAGUCACUGCUGCAGGAGGAGAAUUUCGUUUAUGUUGGUGCGCAGCAGGAUUCAGCUGUGACCGAGUGCAGGGCUUUGUGGACUUUGGAUCUUUGGAGAUCGAUGGACCCACCUUGGAGCAAGAUCGCACCUGUGUAGCUGGCCAAACCUGCCGAGUGGACGAGCUUCUGGGCACCGGUUUGCACGUGAGUGAUCAUGUGACGGUGCUCAAUACGUGUGGCACGCACGCAUUUGUGGAAGGUUUGCCAGAAGGUGGCUCGCUCUCAUCGAGCUUCAAUGACACCUUUGCGUUGGGAUUUGGCCCAGCCAAAAUCACAGCUGGAGGUGGUGAAUACAGACUCUGUUGGUGUGGUUUCAAUCAGGAUUGCAGCCAACCUUCUCAAUUUCGUAUGGAUGUCGGACGCUUUUGGCUUGUUGGCCCAUCCUUACAGCAGAGCUGGACUUGCAUCAAUGGUCAGGCGUGCCAGCUGGAUACGAUUGGACAAAGCUUGGCAGAGUAUGACAUGGUGGCUGUGAUGGAUACUUGCAUGAAUGAUUUGUCAGCCCAACCAUUUCCUUGGACAGUGCUCUCCAUGGCAGGCUCAAGUGGAGCAUCCUAUGAGUUUCAGAAUCCCAUGAGAGCAGGCCAGUACCGGAUUUGUUGGUGUGCAACGGGAAUGAGUUGCAGCAGCUUUGAAGACUUUGCCUUGGACAUUGGAUCCUUAAGCUUGCUUGGUCCAACACCUUUGCAGCAACAUCGCACCUGUGUUGCAGGACAGCCAUGUCAUUUUGAGGGCUUCUCUUCCUACGGUGAGCUUGGACUGGGUAUUCUGCGGAUCUUAGACACAUGUGGAAGCGGAAGUACAGGAGGCACACUGGCACGCUUGCCCAACACUGGAGUCUUUACGGCCAAAGAACCCCGAACUGCAGCAGGAUGUGGUGCAGCUGCGCAAGAUGCGGAUUUGGAUGGUAUUGCCAACUACUUGGAUGAAUGCCCUUUUGACGUGAAUCACAAUCUCACUGGUCUUUGUGGAUGUGGCAUCGAUGAGAUCGAUUCAGAUGGUGACGGCACACCCGACUGCUUGGACGCUUGCCCAUCCGAUGCGUCCAAGGACGUAUCUCCAGGUCACUGUGGCUGUGGCACCAGUGAUGUCGAUACAGAUUUGGAUGGUUCACCGGAUUGCAUCGAUCUGUGCCCCAACGAUGCAUCCAAGACGACACCUGGUUUGUGUGGUUGUGGUACUUCGGACAGUGCCGACAGUGAUUCAGAUGGAACCCCCGACUGCUAUGACCAAUGUCCCAGCUUUCCAGAUCAAACACCACCGGUGUGCGGUUGCACCGCCGCAACAGCGGACGAUGAUGGUGAUGGAGUCUCGAAUUGCUUUGAUGCGUGUCCCAACGACUUCAACAAAGUGGCGGCAGGUGUUUGUGGAUGUGGAGUAGCUGAAACAGACACUGACCUGGAUGGGCAGAUGGAUUGUGUGGACGCAUGUCCUUUGGAUGCAGCAAAGACAUCACCAGGACAGUGUGGAUGUGGAGUGGCAGACACUGACACAGACUCUGACUCCGUUGCAGAUUGCAUGGAUCAGUGUCCCAGUGAUGCCAGCAAAACUCUUCCGGGCUUUUGUGGCUGCGGCGUGUCGGACACGGAUGCAGACAAUGAUGGGGUUCCCGACUGCCAUGACCAGUGCCCGGGAGUCUUUGACCGGCGAACACAAGAGGAGGCGUCCUUUUAUACGCUUGGUGACAUUGCAGUCUCUGCAGCUGGAGGCUUGUAUCGCUUGUGCUGGUGUGCGACGGAAGAACAUUGUCAGAGCGAGCAGGAAUUCACAACAGAUGUUGGAACACUUGAAAUCAUCGGUCCAAGCGAUUUGCAUCAGGAUCGGACUUGUCUCAGUGGCAAAGUUUGUCGUGUCGCUGCCUUCGAAGGUUUGCACUUGGAUUCAAGGGAUCAACUCCUUGUGCUGGACUCCUGCAUGACAACACUGGAGGCAGACAGCGGAGACAACGCAUCCAUGCCCGUGGCACACUUUGUGAGUCAAUUUGAGAGAUACAAUGGGACAGAGGUGUCCACGUUUGCAUCCCACGGCGUUUUGGAAGUGGUUGGGGGUACCUACACGCUUUGCUGGUGCUCUGGUGCAUUUGAUUGCUCCACCUCAUCCCAGUUUCACGUUGAUGUGGGCAGCUUUACAGUGGUGGGGCCAAUCUCCCAAGAACAGCACUUCACAUGUGUGGCCGGACAGGCGUGUUUGCUCAGCGAGAUCCAUGGACACUGGUUUUCAGAGGGUGACAGUGUGUUAUACAAAGAGAUUGAUCACUUCGAUACAACUCAGUGGCAGCCAUUGCCACAGAAGGACUUUGCAGCCUUUGCAUCUUCAGAUGUCGCCAGACCUAGCGGUGGCAGCUACAGGCUUUGCUGGUGCUCAGGGCUUUGCAGGGAGUUUUCGCAUUUUGCCGUUGACAUGGGGGAGUUGCAAAUGAUUGGGCCAACACAGGCUGGAAGGCAGCAUCGUACAUGCAUUUCUGGACAACCGUGCUCCUUCUCCGUUGAAGGUUGGCGCUUGAACGCAGCUGAUGCCUUCGUCAUUUUGCACACCUGUGGGGAAGCUUCCACCCUUGCAAGAAGCCCCGCCUCUGGUCAUUUGACCACAGAUAGUGUUUUUCACCCAGAUGCGGCUGUGGCAAUCACAUUUGCACGGACCUCCUUCAAUGCAGAGUUGCUCACCUCAGCAGGUGGCAUCUAUCGCCUUUGCUGGUGUUCUGCGGUGUCCACUUGUCAAGAUGCCACUCAGUACCUUAUGGAUGUUGGACAGGUGCAAAUCAUCGGUCCACAGCCAUUGGAGCAAGACCGAACCUGUGUUGCGGGGCAGACGUGCUUGCUUGGUGCCCUGUCCGGCGUCACGCUCUCGACCGCAGAUCGCUAUUACAUCCUUGACACCUGUGGCAUCGCCACGGGCCCCACGGGCUUUCCUGGAGCAGGAAUCAGCGAUGUGAAUGUCUCCACGAGUGAAAGCACGGUCUCUUGGAACGUCCGGGUAUCAGCUGCAGGAGGUCUCUACCGAAUCUGUUGGUGUGCAGCUGGACAAAGCUGUAGUGGUGCUGAGGACUUCCAAGUGGACAUGGGAAGAUUAGACUUAGUCGGACCGCACCAGCUUGGCACGUCCACAUGCUUUUCAGGUCAAACUUGUGUGAUCCCAGUGUCGGGUACAUAUUUGAGCAGCCAAGACACAGCAGUUCUCUUAGACACCUGCGGAAUCUCAUCAUGGACACCGGGCUUGAAUAGCUUCCCAAGCGAAGGAACACCCGUCCUUUCAUCGCAGACCGGCGCGCUUGGCACCAGUCGUUUGCAGCUUGGCAGUAGUGGCGCUUUGGCCGCCAUUGUCACAGCAGGAGGCUUUGAGUGCUUCUUGCCUUCAGAUUUCAUGGACAUCGGCCAGCUGACCCUCAUUGGUCCAAGUUUGGAGCAAGAUCGAACCUGCAUGACGGGUCAGACCUGCAGCGUGGAUGGCAUCUCCGGGACCUUCAUCAGUGCUGCCGGGGCCGUGAUGAUUUUGGAUACCUGUGGCGUUGGGGAGGACACAGGAGUUUUGCCUUGGCGCUUUCCACUGGAGCAGCCAAAUUUGGUCUUUGAAACAUCAUUGGCUUCUUUGAAGAUUGAGUGGAACACUUCGAUUACUGCACAUGGUGGAGAAUAUCGGAUGUGCUGGUGUUCAGCUCUCGACUGUUGGUCUUCACAGAGCUUUUUGGUGGACUUCGGGCGCUUCAGCAUCGUGGGUCCUUGGGCUCCCUUCCCCGUGGAACGGACCUGCGUGUCGGGGCAACGAUGCGAGAUCGAUGGCUUUUCCGGUGAACUUCAACCACAGAAGCUCGUACAGCCGGUCUUGUUGGUGCUUGAGACCUGCGGUACCACUGCAUUGAUCUCAGCGCUCCCCUCGGAUGGUACUUUGACGAUCUCGGCAUCCGGGGCAUCUGCCUCGUUUGGCCAAACAAGGCUUUCCAGUGCGGGUGGGGAAUAUCGGCUUUGUUGGUGUGAUGAUGCGACGUGUGUUGAGCAGGAGGAGGAGGCGCGACUGGCUCAGAUCGAUCUGGGCAAGCUCCACAUCCUGGGGCCCAAGAAGGGCUUUGCUUUCACUUGUGUGGCUGGACAAGAAUGUGCGAUUGACGGGCUACAAGGCACGGGUUUGAGUGUUGGAGACCGUUGGCUUCUCUUGGAGACCUGCGCUGCGACCGUUCCGGUCUUGGGAAUGCCCAAUGCUGGACAAGUGGUGUCGGUCGCCAACAGUGGUGCCAGCAUUGACUUCGGAUCAGAAGUAGCCCGUGGAGCCGGGACUUACAGGCUGUGCUGGUGUGCGGCUGGCUUCGUAUGUAGUACAAGUGAACAUUACAAUGUGGACGUGGGGGAGUUGCUGCUCAUCGGCCCUUCCCUGGACCAAACACGAACCUGCAUCAGUGGCCAGCCCUGUAGCUUUUCCACACCUUUGGGUCAGAUGCUAUCUCCCAGCGACUCGUAUAUGAUUCUUGAGACUUGCGGUCAAGGAGGAGGUCUAGUAACUGGAUUGCCAGAUGCAGGUUUGCUCACUGUGAUUCCCAUGACCAAUGAAUCCUGUCAGGGAGGAGACUGUGAGUUGACUUUUGGUACAACCAUCGUCACGGCUCAUGGUGGACAAUACAAACUUUGCUGGUGUUCAGGCAGUUCCCCACCCUGCAUCCGUGAAGAACACUUCCUUGUGACGAUCGGGAAUCUGGAACUCCUUGGACCUCACUUGAUCAGAUCGGGUCGAACGUGCAUUGCGGGGCACAGCUGCGUCGUGGAGGACAUCCAUGGCCACGGUCUCAGCGAACACGUCGGGUUCUUCGACACCUUGGCCAUCCUGGACACCUGUGGCGUGCGAAGGUCUGGCAUCUUGGUGGAGGCAUCUACGGCGCAGAGUUCCGGGGCCUCGUUCACCUUCAGCCUCCUCACGGCAGCAGGCGGCAUGUAUCAACUCUGUUGGUCUUCCGCUCUCACAAACGCUGCUGCGGAGCUCUCAUACCACGCGGUGACGGUGGGCAGCUUGACCUUGAUCGGGCCAACGAGUUCUCAGGCUCGAACCUGUCUCAGUGGACAGUCCUGCGUCAUCGAAGACCUCGUCGGUGUCCAUUUGGACGACGACGAUCGCUUCAUGGCCUUGGAGACCUGUGGUGUGACGACUUCAGCGAUUCCAGGCUUCAACGAGAACAUCAGUGUCACCAGCAGCGGCUCUUCAAUCACUUGGGCUUCUCCAGUCCUAGCAUCCGGCGGUCGCUAUCAACUCUGCUGGUGCAGAGCCAUCGUGAAUUCCAGUGAAGCGAGCUCAAGCCGUUGUGAUUUACCCAGCGAUUUCCGAGUGGCCGUUGGUGAGCUUCUCUUGGUGGGACCCUCACAGAUUGCAGUGGGAGCCUUUACGGAGUCGAUUUCUCAAGAUUGGGGAACACUCUACUUGGAACAACGUGGCAGACUACGUCCAGAGAUUGGAGCUUUCCAACAUCACCAAUGCGUCGCUGGACAGCCAUGUGAGAUUGAAAACCUCCAAGGUCUCCACAUUAGCACAGCAGAUUCCUAUAUGAUCUUGGAGACCUGUGGCUUUGGAGUGGUUGAUCGCUUCCCACUUGCUGGGCAGCCAGAGAUCCUGGUUCGUGAAGCAGAUUUGGAAGCUUGGAACCUGCCACAGUCUUUGCAAUGGCAGGAGCUUCAGGUGGUUUCCUUGAGCUUCACCACUCCAAUCACAGCGGCAUCGGGACAAUAUCGGAUUUGUUGGUGUGCAGCUGCAGCUGCCUGUGUCUCCGCUUCAGAUUUGCGUGUGGAUGUGGGUGAAUUGCGUCUCUUCGGCCCGAAGCUGGAGCAAUCCGUGACCUGCGUCACAGCACAAGACUGUCACAUUCAAGGCCUUCUGGGUGAAGGUCUACAGAUUGAUGAUCAGAUCAUGAUUUUGGAUACCUGUGGGGUGAGCAAUCUUGGGGAUCUCAACUUUUCAGGUGACCAUGGCUGGCCACAGAAGGGCCUCGCCAGUGCCCAGUCCUUCCAUGGAGUCAUCAAAGAUGGACUGGGGAACACGCUCGGCGUGCCAAGCACGGAUCCUAGAUAUUCCAAUAGCCUCUUCAACAACUUUGACUUUGGCAUGCUGGUCACUGCUGCUGGUGGCACUUAUCGGAUAUGCUGGUGUGCCGGAGGCUUCAACUGCACUGAAGUGGAAGACUUUCGCCAGGAUUUAGGAUCAUUGCAACUUCAUGGUCCCUCUCCAUUGCAGCAGGAUCGCACCUGUAUGAGUGGCCAAAGCUGUCGUUUGACCUCAAUCUUCGGACACUCCUUGUCGGCGGACGACCUCCUAAUGGUGCGAGAGACCUGCGGCAUCGUUCCUUCCGGUUUGAGUGAUCUGAUUCCUCGCUUUCCCAACGAUGGCAUUGUCACCACAGUGAUGCCAAAUGGUGAAACCUUCACGUGGAUGGAGGAGAACAGCACCUACAGCUACCUCUUCAUCACAGCGCCCAGUGGAAGUUACCGACUUUGUUGGUGUCGACCUACACACACUACACGCCAGUACGUGAGUUGUUCUGCAGCGGAGGAGUUUGCAACAGAUCUUGGGGAGCUCCUGCUGUUAGGUCCAUCUCCGGUAGAUCAAGACCGCACCUGUAUCGGAGGAAUGCCUUGUGAGGUCGCAAACAUCACAGGUCUUGAGUUGCAAUAUGGAGAUACGCUUCACAUUUUGAGCACCUGUGGCAUCUUGGGCAGCGAGGUGCCUGGCAUUCCUCAGGAUGGUUUAUCUAUGCCUGGUCUUGGAUCUGGAACAUUCUUUACCUGGGGUGAAGAACCACUUACAGCUUCUGGUGGACAGUUCCGGCUGUGCUGGUGCGCUGCUGGAUAUCGCUGUGAACUCAUCGAACACUUUGGAGUUGACAUCGGCGAACUGCGUCUCAUUGGUCCCUUGGGAAAUCAAGAGGUCUACUGUGCGUCGGGCUUCCCCUGCUGGGGUUCCAUCGUGGGAAUCCAUAUGAGCAGCGAGGAUCACCUCAUGGUGGCUGACGAAUGUGGUGCCCCAGUACAAGCUUGGCCAUUUCCGCGAAGUCGAUAUCCCGAAAUUCCCGGUUUCCCCGAGAGAGGACAGUUGCAAUUGGAAGACUAUGUUGGAGAAAAUGUCCAAUUCUCCUGGGGAUCUCUUGAGCCCAUCACCGCCGCAGGUGGCGUCUACCGUUUGUGCUGGUGUGCUGGAGUCAGCGGAUGCAGUUCGUCGGAAGACUUCAAGACAGAGGCUGGAACGUUGCUCCUCGCGGGGCCCUCCGAGUACCUGGCCGAUCUCUUCGCGCCACUCGCAGGCCCCUUGGAGCCGAAGGAUCUCUGGCGCAAGGAUCUCCCGGAGCCCUCCGUGGUGGAGAUCAAGGAGUUCAGCCAUUCCACUCGACCGGUUUUGGCCAUACAUUGCUUAAGCAGCACCGAGCUGGGAGCAGCUCGAGGUUCCAUGCCCAUCCUCUACGUGGAGGCUCCCAGUUCCGGGCUCUGGGAGGCGCGCGUGGCGGUGGCGUUGACCAGCUCGGAGAUCUCCGCGGGCUUCACCUUGGUGGACCGCGACGGCAUGAUGCCCGAUUUGCUCUUUGGCUUGGACACCUUCUCCUCGCGCGGCUGGACCGGCGGAUCCGGUGGUCUGGUGGCACUGCGCUACGCCGCACAGGUGGGGCUCACUGGACCUGAGGCAUCGGAGGAUCUCACGGCGCUGGGCGGUGCCGACUGGGUGACGCUGAAGCUGGUGAGAACGGGCACUGGACGCUAUGAUCUGUUCUACAUGCUGUCGAACUCAUGGCUUGCUCCUGAUGAUGUCAGGAACUCGGAUGCCGGUGUGAGACCACGGGUCUAUGUGAAAACCGUCGGAGUUCCCAGCGAACAGCUCUUCACAGAGACUGAGUGGAGGCCAUUAGCUCGACAGCUCACCACGGCAGCCAAUGGCAGAAGGAUUGGACUUUACACCAUGACGGGCAAUAGUGGCACCGCCAAAUUCAAAGAUUUCCUCGUCCGAGACCUCUUCCCGCAGAGUGUUGCAUCCUUCCACUUGGACGACGUGUCUGUGCGCGAGUCCCUCGAUUCUGCUGGAACACCUGUGACGGGUUCCGUUUCAGCUGUGGUGGGACGAGACGGCUACAGUCAAGGAGCAUUGCUUUUCACGGAUGGCACACAGCUCAAUCUGCCGAUUGAUCCCCUUGAACUUGACACAUAUACCAAUGAUUCCUUGCACGAAUUCACCAUCUCCUUGUGGGUGAAGCCUUAUUCCUCCAGUGCGGGAGGUCUCUUGGGACGUCGACUCGCACAGCACCUGCCAGAGCUCCACAUCUCCCCAUCCAUUUUCAUGAGCAGCUCUGGGCUGGAGUGGUCCAUGCUAGAUGAAACUGGGCAGAACUACACACAGAGCUUUGAGACGCCACACACGAGGCCCUAUGCAAGCACAUCACUCAGCUCUGUCUCACUAGCUCCAGUCCUGGAAGUGAAUGAAUGGACUCAUCUCGCUUUCGUGAAGGAAGCAGAUACCGUGGUCUUUUAUCGGAACGGACAGCGGUGGGGCUUUGCUGCUUUGGCACCUGAUUUGCCUUUUAGUGAUUCCAGUGGAGUUUUCUUACUGAACUAUCUUCAGGAGAUGCCAUACCAUGGAGCUUUGGACGACGUCCGUUUCUUCGACAUUGGUUUGGCAGACUUCGCCGUUGAACACCUCUUUAGCAAUGCCAAUGUCGACACCUUGCGCGGCAAGACGCAGCGUUGCAUCGCCGGCACCUUGUGCAGCCUCGUGGGGGUGACCGGUCCCCAACUCGCCGAUCAAAACCACUACGCCGUUCUGGCUCAGUGUGGUCGCCUUCCCGCCCUCGACGGCUUGGCGGAUGGCGCUAUCUCGGAUGCGUCCGGUGCCGGAACGGUGCACUGGGGAAGCCUUUCUGGAACGAUGCUCACCGCGCCGGGAGGGAAGUAUCAAAUCUGUUGGUGCGCCGUGGGCGGCACCGGCUGCACGGCUCCCAGCGAGUUCCGAGUUCUGGUAGGAACCUUGGUGGUGGUGGGUCCAUACACACAGGAACGAACGUGCGUUCUGGGGCAAGUGGCAUCCUUUGAGAUCUUGGGAAUGGAACUGGAUGCUGGAGACCAGGUACAAAUUUUGGAGACUUGUGGUGUUCCAUCUGAUAUUUUGAACAGUGUUCCAAAUCGUCUCCCACUCAAUGGAACUGCAGAUUUGCAGCCAUCUUCCUGCUUUGGACACAUUGGUUUGGGAGUCGUGGAGACUACAGCUUUGCACGCCCAUGGAUCUGGACUCACCGGCAAGACACAAGAUGAAUGCUGCUCCCUGUGUGAGAGGAGUCUCUACGGUGAUUGUGUCGCUUGGGUACAUCGCCCCAGUGACCUCACCUGCUUCUUAUACCGCACCGUUGGAAGCGUCGAACGGCAGGAGGAUCGCGUCUGCGGCUUCUCCAACAUCGACUGGCAGCCUUCGUCUCCCGUCUUGUUGGCGACCACCUUGACCGGCAACCGACCGGGGGCGAACUCUUCAGGUCCCUUCCGGCUCUACGUUUGCAGGUCCAAUUUGGAGUGUCACUUUGGAACGGCCCUAAGCCUGAGCAAUCUCGAGUCCUACUAUCAGUCCUUUCAAGUCAUAACUACUUGGCCAGCUGACUGGGAGUGGAAUGCUGUGAAGAUCUUUUCGGAUACAGCUGACCGAUGGUUUUUGGAAUCUUUGGUGGUGACGGCACAUGGAAUCUCCUGGAAUUUCACCUACAGCGGUUGGCUCGAAAGUGGGUCUGAAGUUUAUCUCAUGAGAGAUGUGACCACCUCACACCUCUUUGGAAGCUCCUGGGGUGCUGAGGCGCCGUCGAUGGCUCCGGGAGGAAGGUAUCGGCUUUGCUGGUGCAGACCCAACAGUUCCAGCUGGAGCUCCAGCAACUUUGACACCUGUCUUGACGCAUCGGACUUCCAGGCGGAUGCCGGAGUGUUGACAUUUCAAGGACCUUCACCUCUGGAACAACACUUGACCUGCCUGAGUGGCCAGGCAUGUCCCUUGCUGGGUCUCACAGGCACCGCCUUAGCCGAGGGGGAUAAGAUCAUGGUCUUGAACACCUGUGGACAGAUUUGGGAUGGCAUUUCGAUGAGUCAUCCCAGCUUGGUUCCUCGCGUCACAGGAAGCUGUAGGAGCUCCUUACAUUGCCUUCGAGACAUUCCUUGUGAUGAUGACCAGCACUCCCUCUAUGAACGUCCAAGUGUCGCUUGUGGCAUUUCAGAUCCGGCGGUGAAUGGAGGUGCCGACUACACCUGGGGUGGGGUCUCUAGCUCGCAGCCCUUCUCUGCGCCGGGUGGCAUCUACAAGAUUUGCUGGUGUGCGUUCGGCCAAACAUGUUCCAUGUUUGAACACUUCAAAGUGGAGCUCGGGGAGCUUAGCCUAGCUGGGCCAAGCUUGAUGGACCAGCACCGCACCUGCGUGGCAGGCCAAGCUUGUGUGGUGAGCAAUAUCCAGGGUUACAGACUCGAAAAUGGCGACAAGAUCAUGAUUCUGGAUGAGUGUGGCCAGGUGGCAGGGCAGCUAUGCCCGCAGGACGCCGCCAAUGGAAGCCUUGGAUGUUUGACCGUCACCGAUCGUUGGCCGGGCUCCACCGCAGGAGGACCCAUCGGACUGUCCGAGCCGGCGAUCUCCUCGGCGCAUCCCUGCGGAUCGUCGAUGACGUGGAGUCCGUUUCAUCCCAGCAGCAGUUGCUACGCGGUGUUUACCUCGCCUUUGACUUGGGCAGAUGCCGAAGCUGCUUGUGAUGUGAUCUAUGGAGGACACUUAGCAUCCAUUUCUUCACAAGAAGAUGUGGACUUCUUGGUGCAGUGGAUCAUGGACACUGGAGAAACUUAUUGGAUUGGAUUGAGCGAUCAAGCCACAGAGGGCACCUUCGUGUACUCUGACGGUUCAUCCUUCGCGUUCUCCAACUGGGGGACGCUUCAGCCUGCACUGACUCUUUCGAACACAGAGGAUUGCGUGUAUUUGGAUUCCGACGGAUUCUUCUUUGAUGAUGCAUGCACCGGCACACGGAAGUACCUCUGUGAACGUGCUGGUGCCUUCACCGGGGCCAUGCCAGGGGAUGAAUUCCGCUUCGGCGGUUACCAGACUCCACGCGAGAGCUUGAUACCACCCUCCAGUGCUGGUGGCCAAUACCGACUCUGCUGGUGCGCGUCAGGACAAGGGGCACAGUGUAGCCAAGCAGAGGACUUCCGCAUGGACUUCGGAGUGUUGACACUGCUUGGACCUGCUCCUUUGUUUCAACACAAGACCUGUGUUGCUGGACAAGUUUGUGAGCUUAAGCCGCUGCAAGGGACAGAUUUGCAAGAUGGUGAUUUGGUGCAUAUCCUUGAGACUUGUGGAUACUAUGUGAAUGCGUCUCAAUUUUCUCAUUUUGACAGCUCCUCCGACUCCGGUUUGCACCUGCCCAGAUUCCCCAGCAACAACGGAGUGCAGAGCUUGUCGCAAGGAGCCACAUCUGGUGGCAGCACGGUAUCAUGGGGAACAACGACCAUAACAGCUGCUGGUGGACGCUAUCGUUUGUGCUGGUGUGCCGCUGGCUAUUCAUGCAGCGCAGUGCCGGAGUUUCGUGUGGACUUUGGCCGCUCCCCGACGGCAGAAAGAUCGAACGUUCCGCUUCGGAAGUACUUCCAAGAUGGUGAUCGCAUCAUGGUCUUGGACACAUGUGGUCGUGACGGCUUGAGCGUGAAUGUUUUAUACGGCUUUUCGGGAGACGCAGAUGGCAUUCCAGAUGAGCCAAGGGGCAUUUCAAACCCUGCCACGGAUGGUGGAACGAGCUUUGCCUGGGGUGGAGAUCGACUCGUAGCAAUCUCAGCGAAGGGUGGAAUCUAUCGGCUUUGCUGGGCUGCCAGUGGCUUCCCACAGGCAGUUCCAUCCGACUUUGAAGUGGACAUUGGUUACAUGCAGGUGCUUGGCCCCGACAGCUACCAGAACAACCGCACGUGCAUCAGUGGUCAACAAUGUAUGUGGGGCGGCAUCACGGGCAUCGGUCUUCAGGAUGGCGAUCGUGUGGUGAUUCUGGAUGAGUGUGCCAGAUACCAAGGAGCCAAGGGCUAUGGAUCAAACGAGGACAACAUUGUGCCCCGCUUUCCUUCCAGCGGAAGGUCUUUGCCGGCCUACAACACCAGCUCGCAGUACGGCAGCGUUUAUACUUGGGGAGGCGAAUACUCUCCAGCCUACGUGACAGCGCAGGGUGGCACCUAUCGAAUUUGUUGGGCUUCACAAAGCUUUGCAGAAGAAGGAAAUAGUUAUUUCCGCUUCGAUGCUGGCACGCUGAACCUUGUUGGACCUGCUCCACUGUAUCAAGAACGAACCUGUGUGAGUGGGCAGGUUUGCCAAUGGUCUGGCUUGCAGGGCUACUUGCUUUCGGACGGAGAUGUCAUCAUGGUGAUGGACACCUGCGGCAGCAUGGCAGCAGUGGUGCCCAGAUGGAGCAAUCCUGAUGCACCGAGGACGCUGCCGAUUUCACAGCCCUCCACCGAUGGCGGCAGCACCUUCUCCUGGGGGCACGUGGAGAUUUCAACUGCUGGUGGCCUUUACCGCCUUUGCUGGUGCGCCAAUCCACAGCCGGAUAUGCCAUGCAAUCGACCGUCACACUUCCGCACGGACACUGGAACGCUUCACGUGGCUGGCCCAUGGCCAAAUUCACAGGGCAGGACCUGCGUGGCGGGGCAGCCCUGCGAGUUCAAGAACAUCACGGGCACAUACUUGCAGGACGGAGACAGGAUCAUGAUUUUGGACACAUGUGCCAAUCAUUACUACAAUGCCUUGACUUCAGUGGUGCCCCGGAUUUUCAACGGUGGUUUGAUGGAGAAUGCCACGGAUGGCGGCUCCUCGUUUGCUUUGGGGCAGUCCGGCGGUGCAGCCAUCACUGCAGCAGGAGGUUUGUACCGUUUAUGCUGGUGUGCUGCUGGCUUCGGGUGUCAGUUGCCCCGACAUUUCCAAAGCGAUGUGGCGACCUUGACCAUCAUCGGACCUUCUCCUCAAUAUCAAGAUCACACCUGUAUUUCCGGCCAGCCCUGCUAUGCCGGCGAUCUGACCGGGCAAGAUCUCGGAAACGAUGAUCGCAUCAUGGUGCUGGAGACCUGCGGUUCCUUCUCAGCACCCUUGCGCUUCACCGGAGGUGGUGUGUCAGACCUCGCCACCAACAACGGGACCUUGGUGACUUGGGGCCGCGAACCCACCUGCAUGGAACCUUACAACUUUGAUUGUCAAGGGGUGAGGCCUACCAGUCAGGGUGGCAAUUUCAGACUUUGUUGGUGUGCUCACAACUACACUUGCUCAGCCGCCAGCGACUUUCGAGUGGACAUUGGACAUUUGGCCUUCUUAGGGCCAUAUCCUUUGACCUACAGUCGGACCUGUGUUGCAGGACAGCCUUGUGCAUUCUCGGGAGUCGAAGGCCACUAUACACAAAAUGGUGACAAGCUCAUGGUGCUGGACACCUGUGCACAUCCCGAACCGCUUCAGCUGGUCCAAAGCUCGGAUAAAUGGGCGAUUUACAAUUUCCAGCUCAUUGCAGCAGGUCAAUAUGGCUGGUUUGACGGCCCUUCCAACAAUGGUACACUCAAUGGCUCCAGCUUCAACUGGGGCAAUGGAACCCAGCCAGUGACCAGUCCGGGGGGGGCAUAUCGUUUGUGUUGGUGCGCUGCGAACUACAAGUGCACCGAGGCCAAAGACUUCCAGACCGAUAUCGGUGAGAUGAUCAUGGUGGGGCCUUUCUUGGAGCUUCCAGAUCCUACUGGUCUCCUGAAUGUGCAACAGCGCCUUCAGAUCUUUACUUGCGUAGCCAAUGAACCCUGCAGCAUCACAUUGCUUCAAGGAAGACAUUUGGACAAUUCUGAUCUUAUCAUGAUCAGGAGAGAUUGCAGCCCUGAAUGGCAGACCAACUCCACCGUGGAUUUUUGGCCAUCGAGUACGUUCACCUGGGGCAUCAGUGAUCCAGGAAUUGUACAAUACACUUUGGAAGGAGUCACUUAUCAAAACUACAACUGGGCCUUGCAAGCCACCACCAGCGUGCUGGAGGUGCGUUCCGAAGGCGGCUACUACCGCUUAUGUUGGUGCGCCACCGGCUACAGCUGCACGGAGCCUAAGGACUUUGCCGUGGACGCUGGUACCAUGAAGCUGGUGGGUCCGCAUCACAACCAGGGGAAGACCUGCUUUUCGGGCAUCGUGUGCGCCGCCACGGGGAUUACUGGGGUCGGUCUCAGCAAUGGCGACCGAACGAUGGUCCUAAGAUACUGUGAUACGGAUUUGUACAUCGCCCGCUUCCCCAACAGCGGCUAUUCGGAUCCAGCGGUGGACAAUGGAACCACGGUGACUUGGGCGGGUGCAGAAGCCACGAUUAUUACGGCACCGGGUGGAUUCUACAAGCUUUGCUGGUGUGCCGCAUCUCAAACAUGUACCAGAAGUGGCUCCAACUUCCGUGUGGAAUACGGCUUGCUCUACAUCGUGGGACCCGCCCCGUUGACGCAGCGCAAGACCUGCCUGAGCGGCGAGCUGUGCAACGUCACCGACUUCACGGGCUACGGCUUGAGCAACGGGGAUCGGAUGAUGCUGUCGUCCAACUGUGGCGAUCCCACGGGCAUCGUUCCCCGUUGGCCCAACAUGGGGAUCUCUGAAGCCUCGAUCGCCAACGGCAGCAGCUUCUUUUGGGACAACUAUGUCACGGCAGGUGGUGCCGUCUAUUGGAUGUGUUGGUGUUCCAACAGCUUUUCCUGUGACCGCGCCGAUUUGUUCAACGUGGAAGCGGGUUUGUUGACACUUCCCGGGCCAGCUCUCAAUCAAGAGCGCACGUGCCGAAGUGGCACGGAAUGUGGCUUCAGCAACUUGCAAGGUUUAGGCCUUGCCAAUGGCGAUCGGAUCAUGAUCAUGAACCAAUGUGGGGGUUCGUCCGUUCUCUUCGGUUGGCCGGAUGGUGGCAUCUCCGAUCCCGCAAUCUUCACGGGCACGGAGUAUGCCUGGGGGACCUCCAGUGGCGGACUCUAUGUGACCGGUGCGGGGGGUGAGUAUUCCAUGUGUUGGUGCUCUGUUUCAGCACCGAACUGCAGUUCUGGGGAGUUCUUCCGCACAGAGGCAGGCAUUAUGAAGAUGGUUGGUCCAGCCAUUGGUCAGAGGAAGUUUUGUACCACUGGGCAAAUUUGUAGCAUCACACAAUUCAGUGGCUAUGAGUUGCAGAACGGAGAUCGUUUGCUCAUUAGCCCCUCAUGCAUUCCCUUGCUUUCCACCUAUGUCUCCGGCUUCUCCAACAAUGGUAUUGCCAUUGCAACGGGUGGCGGGUCACAAUUCGAUUUCUCUUUGCGUUUAACGGCCUCAGGAGGAACUUAUGCCAUGUGCUGGUGUCCCUUGGGUAUGCCAUGUCAAUCUCCUGAUAACUUCCAGGUGGACACGGGCAAUUUGACAGUGAUUGGUCCUCUCUUGGAUCACAUCAAAACCUGCAUCUCGAGCCAAGUUUGUGAAUUCAAUGGAUACCUCGGGCAGGGCUUGCUCACCAGCGACAGGGUCACUGUACUUGAUACAUGUGGCACCACGUCUACCCUGGCCAGACUACCGAACAAUGCCCUGUCGACCAUCCACUCCAACUUCGGAAGCACCGUCUCCUGGGGCCCUUUGAGAGCCACAUCGCCCGGAGGUCAAUACCGCCUGUGCUGGUGUGCUGCAACCACGCGAUGUAGCGCUCCCGUGGACUACAUUGUGGAUAGUGGUGAAUUGCACAUGGUAGGACCUUCCCUCUUCCAAUUGCUGCAAUGUUAUCCAGGUGUUGUGUGCUCCUUGGAGAGUUUCUAUGGAUACGGCUUGCAAGACGGAGAGAAGAUCAUGGCCUUGGAGCUCUGUGGCGUCGGUGCCGGCGUGGAGGGCUUUCCCAACGGUGCCAUCUCCAACGAAGCGACGCAGCAGGGGCGGCGCUACGGUUGGGGCGACGGAUCCAACAACACCGACUUCCUACCGUUGAAUAGCUCCACUCCGGGUGGCUUUUAUCGAAUGUGCUGGUGUCCCAAUCUGGCGGAACCCUGUGCGAUCUCCUCGGAUUUCCGUGUGGAUGCCGGUGCUUUGAUCAUCAAGGGCCCUUUUACGCGAGUCGAUACCCUGUGUGCUGCUGGACAGACAUGCACUUUGGGCCCCUGGGAUGGAGCUUUACUUGCCUUGUCAGACCGAGUGUUGAUCAUCGCCAGCGGAGCCCCAUGCGCUUUGUCGCAAGCAGAUUCUCAGAUCGCUCAAGGAGAACCCAAGGACGUCACCUGCAACUUGGAGCUUACAACGUGUCAGGCGAGUUUGAGCAGCGUGGAAACACAGCACGGUGGUCUCUUCAAGGUGUGCUACUGUGUGACCUACUUGGACGUGGCUGGAAGCGAUACCUUGCCAUGUACCGAUGCCUCCGAGUUCACCAGCGAUGCCAGCGACCUCCAGGUCAGAGGGCCAUUUGGAUAUCAGGCAUUUGACUGCGUUGUCGGCAUUCACUGCAACGUCACAAUCAUCGGCUUCAUGCUCACAUCCCUUGACAGAAUCAAACUGGUCAAGGAUGGCUUUCCUUGCAAUGGCAACCCUGCUGCUGGAGUACCAGCUCAGGAGAUCCUUAUUGAUGCCGGACAAUCGCUACAGACAAAUGUGGUUGCUCCGAUUCCAGAGCAAAACAGCACACAAACAAGGUAUGAACUUGGAGGUAUCACGGCCAGUGGUGAUUACAAGGUGUGCUACUGCUCCAGUGUGCUCUCAUGUUCAAAUCCAUAUGACUUCGGUGGGCUGGCGGGCACUGUCAUGGUUUCUGGAGCUGAUUCCACUCAAGUGUAUGUUUGCAGACGUGGCUCUGAAUGUCUCAUUGAGCUGAGAGGAUGGCGCUUGGGGCCGAACGAUCGCCUAAAGAUUGUGGCGGAAGGUAGCAAUUGUGCACUCGACUCACCCACCUUUGGCUUUGGCACCAAUCCUGCUUGGGUCUUGAAUGAGGUGACAUACUUCUUUGACGACACCAACACCAGUUCCUACAACAUCUUUAACGUCGGUGUGGCUAAGGUUGGAACUCAAGAGGAAGGCUGCUUGCCUGACGAUGUGAACUGUGGAUAUCGACUUUGCUGCUGUCCCGGAAUCAAUAAUUGUGCAGAUGGAGCCUCAUACACGCACACCGCAGGAGCUUUGAGGGUCACGGAGUCAGUGCGCGGCAUUGAAAUCGACAACUCUUACGUUGUGAACUCACAUUCUCUGGGGCUUCUGGUGGACUCGGCUUAUGGAGGUGGUGUCAUUCGUUGCGUCCUGAACGACGGCCCCGCGACGCAGUGGGGCUUAUAUCCCGAUUCCAGUUUCUUUACCUUUGGACCUGGAUCCGGUGACACCGGUUGGGGUGCCUCCUCCAGCCAGGCCACGGCCGGCAAGAAUACAGUGACCAUUCAUCUGACUCAUUUUGUAGACGCUGGACAGGUUCUACGUGCAUGGUGCUACCUCUCUGACUCACCAGCGUAUGUUUUCCCUCCUGAUCUGGAGGGUGUGCAGGUGACUGUUCCGCUGAACAUGAAGACUCCAAGAGCAGAUUUUGCACCCAGCACUGGAUGGGAAGGCAGUUUGCACAGGUUUCAACUCUACGACGUGGGCGUGGCGGCAACGCAGACAGGACGCAGGCUCAAUGUUGCUGACGUCAAAGUGUUGACUGCAAUGAGCACCGAGUCGUGCAGUAUUCUGGCAUAUCACAUGGAUGAACGCAAGUUACCCAUCCAGGAAGCCAAGGACAACUUCGGCAACCUGAUGCUGGAAACCUCAUCCUUGGCAAAGCUCGACACAGCAAUGUGUCUAGAUGAUCCCUCCUGCAAGCUGCUGCUGUGCUACUUUGGGGGUCCACAGGAGUUUCCCAUCACGGCAAGAGAAUCUCUGAAUAUUGGAGCCGUUCCGGCUUUGCGGACGACCAUACUCUACCGUGGAGCUCGCGGCAGGCUGGAAGUCGAGAAGCAGACCAGCGCUUCGGGCAACAUCAGCUGGAUUUCAGUUGAUGAGGUUGCCACUUUAGGUGGAAUUCUGGAUCCAGGGCAACAGUGUCUCUCAGCGACAAGAAGUGACUUCAGCUUCAAUCAGGUCAUUGGUUUGCCCAGCAGUUUGAGCGAUUCCUUCCUGCUGGACGAGCCAGCGGGCAUGUACUAUGCAUGCAUCCUGGACAACGCUGCAGACGCUGUCAAAAAUGCACCCUUGAACUCUGUCGGUACCUUUGAAGUGAGCGAGGUCAUCACCAGCAUCGUCCAAAGCGCUGCAUCCACUCGGACCACCUUGAGACUUGAUGUCGCUGCCAAGCUUCCUGGAGUCCUCACUUGUGUCAUCAAGGACCCAGAGGUGACAUCUACAAAGGCCCAAGAGAUUUUAGCCGCAGCAGCAGCAGCGGUUGAGGGGUUCACCGGCGCUGGGGCUGCACAGCAGUAUGCUUUCGCUCAGCGAUCCGCUUUGCUUGAUUGGCUGCAAAGUCCGGACAACACCCUGGCACUUGCACUAGUGACGGUUCCUGCUGCUGUACCGCCCAAUGUGACUGUAUCACUGGUCCUGGCAUCCUUGCUCACCGUGGACUUUGUCCCGGUCUGGUGUUGGCAUUCAGCCACGCAGGAGACCAAGAUGGUGGUGCCCAGCGAUCCGAACGGACUGCAGUUCAACUUGCCGGGGCAGGCACCCUUAGCACAUACUCUUCCGACUUUCCUGUGGCCUGGCGCUGCCUUUGUCGUGUUUAUGGAGAAUGUCGUUGACACUUCACAAUCGCGAGUGAAGAUGGUCAACAACACCAUCGAAUGUGAUGCAUCCACCUAUUCCGAGGCCAUUCCUGUGGUCCUCAACACGUCUGGGCAAGAACAGCCCAUCAAGGCAUACCUGACAGCCUCAUCGUUCAAGAGAAUGUUUUGUUUCUUCGAGCUCCCUGCAUCUCUUCCAAUUGCAGUCAGCGGAGAUCAGGGCACCGACCUUCAGUUCGCAUCCGAGCUCCAACCAAGCCUGUCAUUGAUCGUCGAUGAUGCCUACAUCCAGCACAUGAGUCGCGGAUUGGCCUCCAAUUUGGUCUUGUACGACACAGCCCCCGGAGAGUUAGCACAGGCGGAAACCGACUUCAACCAGAACGGAGGCUUUUGCCUCCCAGCUCUUGGAUUGGAAGCCUUGAACUUCGAGCCAGAGACUGCUGCGAGCUAUAUCCAGCGAGUCGCAGCUGUGCAGCUGAAGACCGUUUCGGUUCUGCCAACGCCGGUGAAUUUGGCGACGCAUUUUGUUUCUGUGACCGAAGACGAAACUCUUGGGCUGUCCAUCGGACACAACUAUGUCCUGUGCUAUGUGGGAUCCGCAGACACCACGCGGGUCUUCAACAAGAUUGGAAGCGUCAUCACUGUGAAGGACAUCAUUUUGGCUUUGGAGAAGGAACAACGGCCACAGGGUGAAGAAGCUGCAACUUCCAGGGAGAUCAACGUGGUGGUUCAGGCUUCCUUGAGAGGAUCCAUCAGCUGCAUAGCAACAACACUAACUUUCAGUCGACCUCCCGUGGCAGAGGAAAUAGCAGGUGACUAUGCUCUUACCUUGCCACAGGACUUCGUCCCUGUUUUCAACGAAAAUGAAGUUCUCGGAAGAGCUCUUCAGAUUCCGGUUUUUGACACGAGCGUGAACCUUUCCGUGAAGAUCACCACAGUCGUGGCAAACGCUGUCAAUAUACAGCGCAUGCCUUUGGGAGUCGCACCACAGGCAUACGUGUGGUGCAAGCACUCCAAGUCAUUGGUCGUGUAUCCGGAGGAUGGAGCAGGUGUGGCAGUCACUCUGGGAGUCCUAGCCGCGCCCAGCUUUCAGUACUCUAUUCUCAGCAAUCCAGCCACGCAGGUGAUACUCGCCCGCAAUGUAUCAUUUCCUACGCUUGCGGUGCUUUGGUCCAGCGCUGGCUUUCCAGCCUACUACUUUGACGAGGUGGCAUUUACCAUCACGCCCACCUUACCGGAUGGUUUGGACAUCAGCUCACAGAACGGAGGUGUUAAACCAGAGCCCGUUCCGCUCCAGCUUCUGCCCCCAGCAGAUUUUGUGAUUAAGGCGCAGAGCAAGUACGAUGUGCUGAAAGCUACAAGCACAACACUUCAACUUGGCGUCGAGGAGCCGGGACAAUGUGGACUAGCCAGCAUCAAGAGUACAGAGGCGCUUCUGUCGUGCUUGGUCCACGAUACACACAACCUGGAAGUGGAGGCGAUCUACAUCCAAGUCAGUUUGAAAACUGGAGACCCUCUACUCCUGGAGACAUCGUCCUUCUCAUGCCUGGGAACUGCCGUAGAUCCUGGUGGAGGCAUGACGGACUUUUCUUGCUCACAGGCUGGCAGUGGCUGCUGCUGCUGGCUUUGGGUUGAUCAACCGGGUGUCAACACUGUCUUCAACGCAACCAGGUUGGUGAGUGGCAAGAUGAUGACCGGAGCCUGUGGUCUCCGAGCAUACCAAAGGUAUGAUGUCAUGACCAUGGUCACCGGUGUGAAUCCACUGCUCGCCAAUGCAGCGACGGGCGUGGUUUGGGAGCAGCUGUUUGACUUCACUGUUCCAGAACGGAAAGAUGCCACGCCUUUGGCCUUUGAUAUCAAGGUGGACAUCAGCUAUGAAGACAUUUGCGAUCCGGUGCUCAAUGGCCCCGAAGCCGAGCUGCAGUGCAAGGAGAACAUGAAGGCGGAGCUUGCCGCUCUUCUGGGAACACCAGAGGACAUGAUCACCAUCACUGCCGUGAGACCAGCAUGA